Molecule: messenger RNA, 8140 nt
Organism: Siniperca chuatsi (mandarin fish)
Lineage: Eukaryota; Metazoa; Chordata; Actinopteri; Centrarchiformes; Sinipercidae
Gene: tpra
Product: translocated promoter region a, nuclear basket protein
Exons: 56
Coding region: 133-7788 (2551 amino acids)
Biological process (GO): protein import into nucleus; mRNA export from nucleus
Cellular component (GO): nuclear pore
Molecular function (GO): structural constituent of nuclear pore
Source: RefSeq, a predicted model, not a curated record
UUCUAGCAACAGUAGGAUAUUUUGUUUUUCACAUAGCUGUCUGGUGUAACUUGAGUUUCAAUGAUGCUUUAUUUUGAAAGUUUGGAGUGGAUGUGACGUCUUUGAAUGAGUGUGGCUUGACACUUGGUGGAGAUGGCGGCCGUCCUGCUGCAGGUUCUGGAACGGACGGAGUUGAACAAACUCCCGAAAGGCGCCCAGAACAAGCUCGAGAAGUUUGUAACGGAGCUACAGCAUGCUAACGAGGCGCUCAAGACGCAGCACGAGCGGUUCAAAGCAGACAGUGAACAGCAGUAUUUUGACAUUGACAAGAGACUGGCGGAGAGUCAGGAACAGAUCCUCUCUGCCACCAAAGACCUGCAGACACUUAAGGAGCAAAAUAAAAAACUCAAUGACGAGCUGAGCACUCUGAAGGGAAUAGAGGGAGAGACCUCUGAAGAUAAACCACCACAACAGCAAACCAAGGCCAAGUAUGAGAUUGAGGCAGAAAAGAGAGAGCUGACGAGGCUGCUGGAGAGGAGAACGCAGGAGGUGGAAAACCUUACUGAGGAUGUGAAGCGUCUGAAUGAGAAGCUGACAGAGACCUGCAAAGUCAAGAUGGAACUGCAGUUAAAACUGGAUGAUAUACAAUCAUCUGAGACUUCUGUACAGCACCGGGAGAAGCGUAUGGAGCAGGAGAAAGAGUUACUCGAGAAGAAAAUGGAGUGGUUAACUGCAGAACUGAAGACCAAAACUGAUGAACUGUGGAACAUCAACAGAGAGAAAGGCAAAGAGAUACUGGAGCUACAGGGUAGUCUGAAGAACAGCAAGGAGCAGGUGACCAGACUGGAGCGUCAGCUCACUUCUCUGAAGGAAACCAGUGAAAGCCAAAGUAAAAGAGCUGGAGACCUCAACAACAAAUUGAAACAGGCUAAAGACGAACAGAGUGCCAUGGAAGAGAAAUACCGCAAUGAACUCAACGCUCAUGUCAAGUUGUCUUCACUCUACAAGGGGGCUGCAACAGACAUGGAGACCAAGAACCAAGAACUGAGCAGAGCAGUGGAAGAGCUCAGCAAGCUGGUUAAAGACAUUGGGGAAGCUAAUAAGGCUCUAGAAAAGAAGGUGUCGGAGGGAGAAGAACUAAAGACGCACCUUGAGGCAGAGCUUAGAGAGAAGAUCAAGAAAAUGGAGAAAGAGCUGGAAAACGCAACAAUGAAGGCUGCUGGCAAACACUGCUGUGUGCCCUCUCUGACUGAGGAGCAAUUGGACUCCAUGUGUCCAUCGGCAGCUGCCAUCGCUGCAAUUGUCAAGCCUGGCAUGAAGUUCUUUGAUCUGUAUAAUGCGUAUGCAGAGUGUCAGACGCAGCUUCAGCUUGAGAAGCAGGAGACCAGGAGAGUGAGCAGAGUUCUGGAUGAGAUUGUCCAGGAGGUUGAGUCCAAGGCUCCUGUCCUCAAGCGUCAGAGAGAAGAGUACGAGAGCAUGCAGAGAUCCAUGGCUUCCUUGUGCAACAAGCUGGAACAAGCUCGAGCGGAGAUCUACAGUUUGCAGAAAGAGAAAGAGGAGGCCAAGCAGUGCUGUGAUACCAUGGAGAGAGCCAAACUAAGGACAGAGAGACAGUUGGAGGAUACAUCUACACAGGUGUGUGCUCUUCUGGUGGAGCUGGAGGAAGCCAGAGGUAAUCAGGUGACCAAGGACGAAGGCAGCUCCGCCAACAUUUCCAGCACCUCUGAGGUCAUCAGUCCACGCCAUUUGUCCUUCCGCAGUGUGGAGGAGCUGCAGAGGCAGAACCAAAGCCUGCUAGGAAGGCUGAGGGAGCUGGAGGAGGAGAAGGACAGACAGCAGAGUCAAGUAACAUCAGCACGUGUGUCAGAGUUGGAGGCCAGUGUGGAUAAGCUUCAGAAGGAGGCAGAGCAGCUGAGAGAGCAGCGGAACCAGCAGAAACAGCUGGCUGACUCCAGCGCCAGACAGAGAGACAUGUACAAGGCCCUUCUGACACAGAGCACCGGCUUCAGCCUGCCUCUUCAAGGUUCAGAUUCUUCAUCCCACCCUGAACAUGUAAAGCCCUCAGUCCCAGCUACUCGCUCUACUCCUCAGAGAGCUGCUGCUACCGAGUCAGCACAGACUGCUCAGGCUAAAGCUGCUUUAAAACAGCUGAAUGAUGCCUUUACUCUGUACAAGAAGGAGAAGGCAGAGAACGACAGGAUGUCGAAUGAAACAAACGACACGCUGCAGAGGCAGCUGACAGAACUCCGCUUCAGCCACGCCAAGAUGACCUCUCAACUAGAGUUCAGCAACAAGAGGUAUGAGAUACUCCAGGAGACUGUAUCAGCCUACCGCAGAGAGAUCUCUGCCCUACAGGACAGGAACCAAAAAAUGGCUGCAACAGCCCAACGACACGAACAGAUCAUCCACACAAUGAGCCAGGACCUGCGACAGGCUAACGAAAAACUGGCAAUGGAAGAGGUGCGGGUACAGAACCUGACUAAAGAGAGAGACAUGUUAAGAAAUGCAGAGAGUCGACUCAAUCGAGAGAAGGAAGCCAUGCUGGCUGAGCAACGUAACCAGAAUCUGCUGCUCACCAACCUAAAGACUAUACAGCUGACGAUGGAGCGUACAGAGGCAGACACUCGCCAGCGACUGAACAACAAGAUAGAGCAUCUGGAGGCAGAACUGGCUUCAAUGAAGACCAGGCUGGACCAGGAAGUAGCACAGAGGCACUCCCUCGGGCGCACCAUGGACGCUCAGUUAUUAGAAGCUAAGAAACAGUUGGAGACCCAGAACAUCUUGCAGCAGAAGACCAGGGAGUUGUUGCAUAGCUCUGAACAGCAGGUGACAACACUGAAAGCCCAGCUGGCUUCUGCUUCAUCCUCUGAGGCUGUUACCACCUCAAGCAGCACGACCACCCCAGCUACCAGAGCUUCAGCCCUCAGAGCACCACUUAGAGUACGCUCUCCAGUGCCAGCAGCCUCACAGCAGCCCGGCCCAUCAGAGCAGGAGCUUGCAGAGGUGAAAGGUCUCCUGCGUACUGCUGAGGAACAGAACAGCGAACUAGCAGAGCAGCUAAAGAAUGCUAAUGCUACUGUGGAGCAGUACAGGGCUGUGGUACUGACCCUGGAAGACAGUCUAAAGAAAGAAAAGGAGUCUCGCUCCCCUCUGGAGAGCCGGCUGAAGGAGUCGGAGGAGGUGCAGAAGCAGCUGGAGAAGAGGAUUUUAGAGGUGGAGAAAAUGAAGCAGCAGGUGCAAGAAGAGAGGAGAAAGGCUGUGGAUGCAGUUGAAAAACAAGUGUGUGAGCUGCAACGCAGUCUGAAGGCCAGCCAGGCAGAGCAACAGGAGGCGCUGGAGAGAGCUGCUGCUGCUGUUACACUAGAGCAGAAGGCCAUACAGGACAGCCUGCUGCAGACUAAGCUAGCUGGAGAGGCGCAGGCUAAGUAUGAGCGGGAGCUAAUGCUUCAUGCUGCUGAUGUGGAGGCUCUGCAGGAGCUGAAGAAACGAACCCAGCAAGAAGCAGCACGGAAGAUGGAGUUAGAGGAGCAACUGAACAAGACCACCUCCCUCCUGCAGGAGAAAACUGCAGGCUGGACCACAGUGGAGAGACAGCUGAAGGAUGAUCUGUCCAAUAAGAGUCGUUGUUGUGCGGAGCUGGGGAAGCAGAAUGCACUCCUUCACCAACAGAUGGAUGAAAUGGCCACCAAGAGUCAGCAGCUGCAACAGCAGGAGCAGCAGCUUGACCUGUCAUUCAGUGGGGAAGGGAAGACCACUGAACAGAUACUAGAAAUACUCAGGUUUGUGCGGCGUGAGAAAGAGAUUGCUGUGGCUAGAUACGAGGCGUCUGAGGGAGAAGCCCUUCGCCACAAACAGCGAGUGGAACACCAAGACAGAGAAGUGAAGGAGCUACAAGAAGCUCUGAAUGCUGAGAGGGAGAAAAUGCAGGAUACAUUGAGGACUCUGGCCCAGCAGGAAGAACAGCUGAAGAACAUGGAGACUAUCAGUGCUCUCCAAGAAACCAACAGGAUGAUGAAACUGGACAGAGAUAAACUGGAACAAGAGCUGCAGCAAGCUCAGGCUAAAGUUACAAAGCUCCAGUCAGACAUCAGCCCACUACAUCACACUUUGUCUCAGCUGUCAGAGAAAAAUGGCUCCCUGCAGGCUGAUAAGAGGAUACUGGAGGAAGACCUCAAACGCUGGAGAGCCAAAGCACAGCAGCUGGUUAGCCAACAGAAAGACGGCGAUGUUGAGGAGAGACAGAAAAUCGCCACUGAGAGAGAAGCUCAGCAGAGACGCAUCACACAGCUAGCUGAAGAGACAGCCAAGCUAAAGACUGAACUGGCAAGAUCCAAUGCCAGUAGUAACUCAGCUCAGUCUCAGCUGCAAGCCCUCAGAGACUCUGUGGCCCGUCUGACGUCGGAGAGAGACACUAUGAAGAAAGACCUGGAAACAAAAAACAGCGACAUUCUGGAGAAGAAUAAGACCAUCACCCAGGUCAAGAAGAUUGGACGACGCUACAAGACUCAAUAUGAGGAGCUCAAAGUCCAGCAUGACAAGCUGGUUGAGGAAACAGCUGCUAAAGCAGGAAGUGAGGUGGGUCCAAGUCAGGAAGUUCAAAAGGAGCUGACUAAAGCCCAGGAGGAGCUCAACAAGGCCAGAGAGGAGCUAAUCACACUGAAAGAGGAGGUGCAGCAAAAACAGGAGGUGGCCCAGAAGUACCAGCAGGAGCUGGAAAAGGCCCAGAAGGAAAACCAGCAGACCAAGGAAAAGUUCCAGGAGGUCCAAAACCAGCUGACACAGAACCAGAACCAGUUGACCCAGGUCCAGUCUCAGUUGUCUCAGACCCAGACUCAACUACAGCAGAAUCAGAACCAACUGACUCAGAGUCAGAAAGAACUUCAGCAAGCCAAGACCCACACCCAGCAGGUGCAGAACCAGUUAAAAUCAGCUCAGUCUCAAGCUCAGGCCCGUCAGAACCAGAUUCAUCAGAUCCAGAGGGAGCUCCAGCAGGCUAAAGAAUCCCUUCAGCAGAACCUUGCUAAUCAGAAAGAGCUACAGCAGACCCACCAAAACAGUCAACAGAGCCACAACCAGGAAGUCAGCAACCUUAAGACUGCUCUCAGCCAAGCAGAGAGCAAGGUGACUGAGCUUCAAAGCCACCUGGACAGCCUGCAGAAGAUGGUUGGUGAGCGUGAAGCAGACAUUAAGCGUCAACAGGAGCAGCUAACUGAAGCUAACCAGGCUAAUGAAGCUAGCCGAGCCAACCAGAACCAGAGUUCCCAGUCCAUCCAGGCCAGUGAUGCUAACGUUGCUAGUGAUGCUAACCAGGCACUACAAGAGGAGCUGGCAAAACUCAGACAAGAGCAGUCUGAGAGCAAGAACAGAGAGGAGCAGCUCAGACAGCAGAUGGCUGAAAAAGAGGAAAAGACAAAGAAGGUCUUCAUGGGAGCCAAGAGCAAAAUCAACCAAUUAAACAGUGCCAAGGAGCAGCUCAGUCAGGAGAUAGAAGAACUGAAACAGAGUAAGGAAGAACUGGAGGUGAGAAUGAACGCCCUCAAGUCUCAGUAUGAAGGACGAGUUCUUCGGUUGGAGAGAGAGCUGAGAGAACUGAGAGAGACACAAGCACACUCUGACCCAAGAGAGGAACCACAGGACCAGAGUGGAGCUAAGGUGGGUGAUCAGGCCAGAUCUGCAGACCAGAGACAGAUAUCUUUGAAGAGUCCUGCCCAAGAUAGGGGAAGCUCCAGCCUGUCUGACCCUCCCACUGCCAACAUUCGCCCCACCCCAAGUACUCCAUCUCCUAGCAACAAGCCAAGCCCCUCCCCUGGUAGCAAGGCCACACCCCGUGCCAGCAUCCGGCCUAUGGUUACCCCGGCAACUGUCCCCAUCCCAACACCCACCGCCACUGUCAUGCCGACCACUCAGACUGACAGCCAAGAGGUGCUGAUGAGUACAGGAGCCUCUGUGCACUCUACCAGCUCCAGUCUGGUGAACACACCCCCAUCAAUAACUCAGCCAACCAGCACCCAGGCCACAGCCUUUGUCCAGCCCACCCAGCAGCAGGCAGCCAAUCAAGAUGCAGGCCCCAGUAUGGAUGCAGAGCGACCAUCUACUUCCUCCUCUGUGAUUGGAACAGCAGGUUCAAAGCGAGGCAGAGAGGACGAAGAAGAGGAGAGCAGACCAGAGAGUUCACACACCCCUCCGACCACUAAAAAACUACGACUAAAACCAACAAUGCCACUGCAGAUGGAAGAUGAUGAGGAGAUUGAAGGAGAGCUGAGGGAUGAGGGAGAACGACAGGAUUCACCAGAUGACAGUCGGGAGCUUCCAGAGGAGGGUUUCUCUGUCUUAGCUGAAGACGACGAGAACAUCGAGGAAGAAGGCGUGUCCCAGUCUGUCCCCUCUGAUCAGAUGUCCUCUCAGGGCUCCACUGUUAUUCGGGAUGUCAUCGUAAUCGACACGGACAGCGAGAGCCGUGAGAGCAAAGAGGGGGAGGAGAAGCGUGAGGACAAAGGUGAAGAGGAAGAUGAGGAGGAGGAAGAGGAGGAGGAGGAGGAAGAAGAAGAAGAAGAAGAAGAAGAAGAGGAGUAUAAGGAGGAAGAGGAAGAUGAUGAAGAUGAGGAUGAUGCUGGUGACAGCGGGAUGAGGGAAGUAGAGGAGAGAAAUGAGAACAGGGAGGCAGAAGAGGAGGGAGGUGAGGGGGAGUCAUCAGAAGCCCCCAACGCUGAGGAGAAUGUGUGUGGAGCCUCUACAGACUCCCAGGGUCCCUCUGAGCCAUCACACAGCAGUGAAGGCAGCAGUAGUGCCACAUCAGAGUCCGACCCCCCCAGAGACCCCAUACACCUCCCCCCAACCUCCUCCUCCUCUGCACCCUCCCCCUCCUCUUCUUCUCUCACACCCCGCCUGCCCCACCCACGUAGGCCCCCACACCCUCUCCCACCACGGCUCUACAUCCAACCUCCGGCUCCAGAGCUGGGACCCCCACACACACAGAGACAGCCCUCUCAGCUGCGCAGACCAUCAGUAGGACGCGGACCUCAACUAACCCCUGGAAUAGGCAGCAUGCAACAUUUCUUUGAUGAUGACGACAGAAUGGUACCCAGUACUCCCACUCUGGUAGUCCCACACCGCACUGAUGGCUUUGCUGAGGCUAUACAUUCUCCUCAAGUAGCAGGUCUGUCCACCAGGUUCAGGUUUGGACCUCCAGAGGACCUGCUGCCUCAGACAUCAUCCUCGCACUCGGACCUGGGACAGCUGGCCUCUCAAGGAGCUGUGUGUGUAGGUCUGGGGAUGUAUGAGUCUCCUCUGUUCCUGGCCGCUCAUGAUGAAGAUGGGGGAGGAAGGAGUGUCCCCACCACACCUUUACAAGUAGCUGCACCAGUGACGGUCUUCACAGAGUCUCUGCCCUCAGACAGUGGUGACAACAUGGCAUCCCAGUCCGUUCCCAUGGUAACCACCUCCACUGGGAUGGCUUCUGCUGGAGAUGAUGGAGAUGAAGUCUUCAUGGAGCAGGAAGGAGAGGGGAUGGAACCUCAUCGAACCGUUGUGUUUUCCAGUCCUGGUAUCGAAUCGUCUUUGGAGAGCCAAACAGACAUGGAGUCAACGGGACAGCAGAGUGAUGAUGCAUCACUGCCAUCUACCAGCCAAGACCCUGACACCAGCAGUGUUACUCAGCGGCGCACAGUAGCAAGUCAACCUCUGAUCAGCAGCCUGUCAGGCAGAGGAACCAGAGGAGGGAGAGUGGAGGCCAGGACAUUACUCAGCCGCAGAGGAACUUUCUCUCGAGGGGGAAGGGGAGGAGCCAUGGGCAGAGGGGGCAUCGCCUAAUGAUGAUGUCACCAGUAGCAACUCAUUAAUCUCAUCCAACAAAGAAAUAAAAGAUAAAGCAUAGUUCCCGGAUAAUUUUUUGUUGAAUAUUGAGAUAUUCACUAUAUCAACAAAUCAACUGUCCAAUCAAAAUCAAUAAUCACACUAUUACAAGAGAGGUAUGACAGCUUUGUAUGUGUGUGUUCCUUUCUCUGAGAUAUGUAAGGUCACAUUGCUUGUGAAUUUUUAGUUGUUUUGUAAUUUUGUUUCACAUGUAUUCAUGAGAGCAGUCCUGGUUUUGUAAUUGUGAUUUGCGCUGUCUUUGGGCUGUUAAUACACUUGUUUUAAUAAUAAAGUUGAAUAAUGAGCAGCA